AUGCAGGAAUCAUUUAAACGAGAAUGUAUGGGAUACUACAAGACUGCGCCGAUCUCCAUCAGGCAAAAUGUCUGUUUAGCGCAUUUCCCCAUCCCACUCUUCCUACUCAUCUUACUCACGACUUCUCCGGCUAGAAGCAUACACAUGGAGGCCAUCGAGAGCCACAGCGAGUUCAGCUGUGAGCCCAUCCGACUACGAAUGUGCCAGGAUCUGCCUUACAACACCACCUUCAUGCCCAACCUCCUCAACCACUACGACCAGCAAACAGCCGCGCUCGCCAUGGAGCCAUUCCAUCCCAUCGUAAACUUGGUGUGCAGCCCUGACCUACGGAUGUUCCUGUGCGCGCUCUACGCUCCAGUGUGUGUCGUGUACGGACAGGUGUCCAUGCCAUGCCGUGCUCUCUGCCAACGGUCCAAACAAGACUGCGAGAGAUUAAUGGAAAUAUUUGGACUCAUCUGGCCGGAUGAUAUGGAGUGCAGCAGGUUUCCAGAUUGUGACGAGGCGUAUCCUCGCCGAGAGGAUCUGCAGAAAGGUUCAGACCCCACCGACCAGUCGUCCAUGACCGUCCAGAGAGACUUCGGCUUUUGGUGCCCAAGAGAGCUGAAAAUAGAACCAGAGCUGGGUUACUCAUUCAUGGGCAAGAGAGACUGCUCUGCUCCUUGCCCAUCCAUGUACUUCAGCCAACAGGAAGUGACCUUCACACGAUACUUCAUUGGGGUCACCUCUAUCAUCUGUUUGUCCGCAACGUUGUUCACCUUUCUAACCUUUCUCAUUGACGUCACCAGGUUCAGAUACCCAGAGCGACCCAUCAUCUUCUAUGCUGUGUGUUACGUCAUGGUGUCGCUUGUGUUCUUCUUGGGCUUCUUGUUGGAGGACACCGUAGCGUGCAACACAGUCAACCACACUCAGUUCAAAGCUGCAACUGUAACACAGGGCUCGCACAAUAAGGCGUGCACCUUAUUUUUCAUGAUCCUCUACUUUUUCACCAUGGCUGGCAGCCUGUGGUGGGUCAUCCUGACCAUCACCUGGUUCCUGGCGGCCGUGCCCAAAUGGGGCAGCGAAGCCAUCGAAAAGAAAGCCCUCCUCUUCCACGCUGUUGCCUGGGGGCUCCCGGGGGCCCUCACCGUCGCCCUAUUGGCCCUCAACAAAAUCGAAGGCGAUGGGAUCAGCGGAGUGUGUUUCAUAGGACUCUAUGACAUGGACGCCCUACGGUGGUUUGUUUUGGCACCGCUCUGUCUCAACUUGGCGGUGGGCGUCUCGCUUCUUUUGGUGGGGAUCGUGGCUCUGAAUCGCGUGCGCAUGGAGAUCCCCCUGGAGAAAGACAACCAAACCAAGCUGGUCAAGUUCAUGAUCCGAAUGGGCAUUUUCUCCGCGCUCUAUUUGGUGCCCUCGCUGACAGUGAUCGGCUGCCACGUGUACGAGCACGCCUACCGCCGCGUGUGGGAGACCACCUGGAUGGAGGAGAACUGCCGCCGCUAUCACAUCCCCUGCCCGUACAAGGUGGAGGAGAACAGUCGACCAUCCGUGGCUUUGUUCCUGACAAAGUACUUGAUGAUGCUGGUGGUGGGAAUUCCCUCCGCUUUCUGGGUGGCCAGCAAGAAGACCUGCUUUGAGUGGGCCAGCUUCCUGCAUGGGCGCAGGCGGAAAGACAGUGGAGUGAAUGAAUCUCGCCAGGUGCUACAAGAGCAACCCGAUUUGGCCCAGUCACUGCUGCGUGAACCCAACACGCCCAUCAUAAGGAAGUCCAGAGGAACGUCCACUCAGGGUACGUCCACUCACGCUUCUUCCACUCACCUGGCUGUUCUGGACGACCUGGACGAGCCCACGAAAAACCAACAGCCCGCUUCCACCCGGAGCAAAGCCGGCAGCGUCCACAGUAAAACCAGUCACCACGGCAGCCUGCGCCGCUGUCGUGACGACAGGUACGUAAAUAGGAACGAAACGGUGGUCUACAGAGGCGUCGAGGAGCGAGCUUUCCACGGCAGCGCGUUGCGUCUGGACCACCCGUUGUCAACACACAGUAGCCAGAGGGACGUGAGCGAAGCAGCGUCCGCGCUGAUCACGCACGGAUCCACGGCCAAUGAGAGCCACGUUGCCGACAAUGACGCCACCAGCGCCUAA
Messenger RNA from Nerophis lumbriciformis (worm pipefish), 2121 nucleotides. NCBI's taxonomy places the organism in Eukaryota, Metazoa, Chordata, Actinopteri, Syngnathiformes, Syngnathidae. The record is from RefSeq and is a predicted model, not a curated record.